Molecule: messenger RNA, 3201 nt
Organism: Sinocyclocheilus rhinocerous
Lineage: Eukaryota; Metazoa; Chordata; Actinopteri; Cypriniformes; Cyprinidae
Product: Golgi resident protein GCP60-like
Exons: 8
Coding region: 74-1636 (520 amino acids)
Cellular component (GO): Golgi membrane
Molecular function (GO): fatty-acyl-CoA binding
Source: RefSeq, a predicted model, not a curated record
GUCAUGCUGCCGGAAGUUCCGGCGGAGCAGGACGGAAGUAGGUACGUGGCUGCUUCAGCUGAUAUUCUGCACGAUGGCGACAGAGGUUCAGAGCGGCGACCUCAACAGUGCAAAUUCAAGCCGGCUCGAAGUUUCUAUCGACGGUUUGACUUUGAGCCCGGAUUCCGAGGGCGAACAGGAGCAGGCCGAGGUGUCCGCUGGCCAGAGCGCUGGAAACCCUGAGCUGAGCGGCGGUGGGGAGGAGGGCGAACCUGUUAGCAGCGCUACGAUCGAGAGGAAAUGGGGCUUUUCUUUAGUCGAGCUCUACGGGCUGGCGCUCAGAUUCUUUAAAGAGAAAGAUGGGAAAGCCUUCCACCCGACCUAUGAGGAUAAACUCCGUCUGGUAGCCCUCCAUAAGCAAGUGUUGCUGGGGCCUUACAACCCAGAUGCUUCCCCUGAGGUGGGAUUCUUCGAUGUGCUGGGAAAUGACCGCAGAAAGGAAUGGGCAUCUUUGGGCAACAUGGAGAAGGAUGAGGCUAUGCUGGAGUUUGUAAAGCUGUUGAACAAAUGUUGCAGUUUAUUUGCACCUUUCAUCGCGUCACACAAGAUUGAAAAGGAGGAGCAAGAGAGAAAGAGGAGGGAGGAAGAGGAACGGCGGCGUAGAGAGGAAGAGGAGUGUGAGCGACUGCGGCAGGAGGAGGAGAGACGCAGAGGUGAGGAAGAGGAGAGGCUGAGGAGAGAAGAGGAGGAGAGAAGACAAGUUGAGGAGGAACGACUCCGUGUAGAGCAACAGAAGCAGCAGAUCAUGGCUGCAUUGAAUGCACAGACAGCGGUGCAGUUCCAGCAGUAUGCAGCGCAGCAGUACCCCGACAGUCCCGAGCAGCAGCUCAUCCUCAUUCGACAGCUGCAGGAGCAGCACUAUCAGCAGUACAUGCAGCAGCUGUAUCAGGUGCAGCUCGCUCAGCAGCAGGCUGCCCUGCAGAAACAGCAGGAGGAUGCUAUAGUGCUGUCUACAUUAGGGGCCAGUGAGGUGUCAGCGCCUUCUGCUGGAGAGGAGGCUCCCACACUGAACGGCCAGGCAGAGUCCACUACUGACAGCUUAGAACGAGAGCCGGACCUGGAGCCUGCAGACGAGGUCACUGAGAAUGGACCCACAGACUCUCCCCCUGUAAUAGCAGCCCCCUCCAUGUGGACCCGGCCACAGAUAAAAGACUUUAAAGAGAAGAUCCGUCAGGAUGUGGACUCUGUGAUCACAGUGGGCCGGGGGGAAGUGGUGACCGUCCGGGUUCCCACCCACGAGGAGGGCUCCUAUCUCUUCUGGGAGUUUGCCAGUGACUAUUAUGACAUUGGCUUUGGAGUCUUCUUUGAAUGGACUGACUCUACUAACGCAUCGGUCAGCGUGCAUGUCAGCGAGUCUAGUGACGAAGAUGAGGAUGAAGAAGGUGAAGGCCAGUCUGAGGAGGAGAAAGCCAAGAAAGAGGUUGGGAAACCGCAGGUGGAUGAGAUAGUGCCGGUGUACCGGCGGGACUGUCAUGAGGAGGUGUACGCUGGGAGUCACCAAUAUCCUGGCCGUGGUAUAUACUUGCUCAAGUUUGACAACUCCUACUCGCUCUGGAGGUCUAAAACCGUCUACUACAGAGUAUAUUACACCAGAUAAGCCUGGAGUCAAGACUGUGGGACAGGAAUGUGUGUGUGUAUGUUAAGAGAUAGAUGGAAAGAGAGAGAGAGAUCAAAAAUAAGGAAAUUUAUGGGAUGUCCACUACUGGGGAAGGGACAAAGAAAUUUAACAUGAAUGAGUGUGUGUUUCGAUGUGUAUGCAAACUUUAUGAGUGUGUCUGUCAUGCUGUUUGAGUCCAGGAGGAAUGGGCCAUGUGCUUGGCACCUCUGUUUUGCACUCUAAAAGAUGUACUCUGAUUUUGUGCUUGAUAUUCUAACUUCAGCCUCCAUCUUCUAAUGUCAUCCAAAGAGGUGCAGGAUAAAUUAGUGUGUCCUAAUUAAAACGGCCUACAAACGACAUGUUUUCCUCCUAUCAGCACACAGAACUGAAGAGCAUCGGCGAGUGUGAGAUAAAACGAAUGGAAAGGACUUUUCUAACAAUGCAAAGGUGGAUCUGGAGGCCUUUAUGAGAAGAGAUUUUGCAGCAUUUUCUAAACGGGAUGGAUUGUGUCUAAAACGUUUAAUAUUUAUUCAUCUCUGCGGUAGAGUAGGGUCAUGUUUGUGUCUCUAAUUCUUAUAACAUUUAUCCCAUCUCUCCUACGUUCGCUUCUCUGCUUCCACAGAGCCCCAGAUUUAUUGUCCGUGUUCGUUUUUUGUAUUUUCGGUUUGUUUUGCAUAUGUCGUCAAUGCGAGAUUUAUCAGUAUUGACUUUUAAUGUGGCACAGCUAGGAGUUUGAAAUAUUCUUGCCUUUCAGUUUGGUCAUUUCUUUGUUGCUUUAUGCAUGUAGUUACAAACAGCCAUGUAAGAACUUCAAACUUAAUGUAUAUUGAUUGAACUUUCUACUCGUCACUCUUGUACUUGGUUCUCUAUGGCAGAAAUAACAAGCAUCUCUCAUUGUCAUUAUAUUAAUAAGGAAGUGUUUGUAUAGCUGAUUGAGACUAACUAUCAAAAGCUGCAUUUGAGUUGCUGAUUAACUUUUUCUGUUAUUUAUUGGACUGUUCAGUGCAUUGAAGAUUAUUACAGUGAAGUUCCUGAGGAUUUGCAGACUUCUUUUCUUCAAAAAUAUCUGCUCUAGCCACUCUGGAUUCGUCACUGGCUGUAUCGUUGAGUGAAAUGUGUCGCGUUCAUGAUUGUAUGUCAAAGACGCCUGUGUAAUGCAGGUCACUGCUAUCCAACUGUGAUCAAACAUCGUCCAUAUAUACAGAUGCAGAUGCUGUUACACUGUGUUCACAUGAUGAAUAAAGCAGUGUGUUGGAGAGCUGUGAUGAUUCCGUGUUCAUAGAGACCAUCGUGCUAAAGCUGUCCAAAGACUACAUUAAUGUCACAUGCACAGUCGAUUGAUUACAAAAGUUUCUGUGGUUAUUUUUUUCCAUGUAAUUUUCUUUUUCAAUUUUUGUAAUGCUGACUUCAGGCCUUUGUAUAGUGAAAGUGUAACGUUUGGCAUGGUACUAAAAGUACAGCUUUUGGGGAAAAGACAACGAGCAAUAGGGUAUCUGAUCUGAAAAUUGUCUUCGUAUUUAAAGUGGAAACUCCAGUGAUUUUCUGACCAUAAAGGCAUGAAGAAG